This is a messenger RNA of Paralichthys olivaceus (Japanese flounder), 700 nucleotides long. NCBI's taxonomy places the organism in Eukaryota, Metazoa, Chordata, Actinopteri, Pleuronectiformes, Paralichthyidae. The record is from RefSeq and is a predicted model, not a curated record.
GUGCUGUAGUUCAGGGAGAGCGGCUCCGUCAUAUAAACACAGGAGGAGGUGCAGAGAGGAGCGACCACGGAGGAGACCUGUCAGUCAGCGGCCCUGCUCUCCACACAGUUCAUUCAAGAUGCCUGGAUCAGCUCCGAUCAGUUGUAUGGGACCAUGGCCCAAAGACGUGGGCAUCAUCGCCAUGGAGCUGUACUUCCCGGCCCAGUACGUGGACCAAACUGAGCUGGAGCAGCACGACGGCGUGACAGCUGGCAAAUACACCGUGGGCCUGGGCCAAGCUCGCAUGGGCUUCUGCUCGGACUGCGAAGAUAUCAACUCCCUGUGUCUGACUGUGGUCCAGAGGCUGAUGGAGAGGAACGGCUUGUCCUACGACAGCGUCGGUCGACUGGAGGUCGGCACAGAAACCAUCAUCGACAAGUCCAAGUCUGUCAAGACGGUCAUCAUGCAGCUGUUUGAGGACUCGGGGAACACAGAUGUGGAGGGCAUCGACACCACAAACGCCUGCUACGGCGGCACAGCUGCGCUCUUCAAUGCCGUCAACUGGGUAGAAUCCAGCUCAUGGGAUGGCCGUUAUGCUUUGGUGGUAGCGGGGGACAUCGCUGUCUACGCAACAGGAAGUGCACGGCCCACAGGGGGGGCUGGUGCAGUGGCCAUGCUGGUCGGACCCAACGCACCUCUGGCUUUUGAACGAGGUCAGUGA